Messenger RNA from Ectocarpus siliculosus, 321 nucleotides. The record is from the annotation of a GenBank genome assembly. Lineage: Eukaryota; Phaeophyceae; Ectocarpales; Ectocarpaceae.
AUGGGCGAAAAAUACAUCUAUCACCUAGUGCAGGGGGCGAGGUGGAAGGAUGCGGGCGGGGACGGGUACCUGCCGCCAACGUACGAAGCGGAUGGGUUCAUCCACGCCACCAAGGAGGCCGGUCUCCUUCUGCCCGUGGCAAACCACUUCUACACAGAUGUGCCGGGAAGUUUCAUCUGCCUUCGCAUCGACACAACUGUCUUGAAGUCGGAGGUCCGGUUCGAGCCAGGCGAGUCGGCUUUAAUAGGGUCUAAUGAAGCAGUGAUUAGACAUGCCAAAAGUUGUUCGCUGUGUUGGGAUGCGGCUGUAGCACCAAGCUAG